Molecule: messenger RNA, 1245 nt
Organism: Owenia fusiformis
Lineage: Eukaryota; Metazoa; Annelida; Polychaeta; Sabellida; Oweniidae
Source: the annotation of a GenBank genome assembly
AAAAUUUGUCACAAGAUGGAUGGAGGAGUUGUUUUCCAAUAUGUCUAAAAGAUAAACAGUGAUACCAAGGAACACUAAAGUCUUGUAAAGGAGACGGCUAAGAAACAGAUAUCAAUUUAAAAGUGAACUGCUGAUAGAAUGCCUAAAGGGACAAAUAAACAUGACCCCAUCGAGGGUACGAGUGGUGUACGUUCUAGAAACCUAGAUGCCCCAACCAAAGGCACUGACAACGACAAUUCAAAUAGUAUUACGUCUGACCCUAAAGAUGAAGCUACAGGAAAAUUACUUGGCUUUGAUGAUCUAGAUGGUGAGGAAUUUGAUGACGGCAGUUUUGAUAUUGCAUCUGUCACCCACAGAGCAACAGAAUCAGCUGAAGAAUUUGUCAGAAAGAUCUGGGAGGAAGGCUGGAAUGUAAUUCAUCAUACUCAUUUACCUAAGUGGUUAAGGGAUAAUGACUUUUUGGUUGAGGGGCACAGGCCUCAGUUACAUACAUACAAAGAGUGCUUUAAAUCUGUAUUCCGCAUACACACAGAGACAGGAAAUAUAUGGACACAUUUAUUAGGGUUUAUAGCAUUUAUAACGGUCACAGUGUACUUUCUAACCCGACCAACAAUUGAGGUGCAGUGGCAGGAGAAAGCAGUAUUCUCCGCAUUCUUUGCUGGCGCCAUCUUGUGUCUUGGCUUCAGUUGGAUCUUCCACACUGUCUACUGCCACUCAGAGGGAAUAGGGAAGCUGUUUAAUAAAUUAGACUACUGUGGGAUAGCAAUACUGACAAUGGGAUCAUUCGUGCCCUGGUUAUACUACAGUUUCUACUGCAGGUUACAACCUAAGGUUGUCUACCUCGUGUUGAUAUUUACUCUUGGGACUAUAUGUAUUAUAGUCUCUCUCUGGGACAAAUUCAGUGAGCCUCGCUUCAGAGCACUGAGAGCUGGAGUGUUUAUAGCCCUGGGACUCAGUGGUGUCAUCCCAGCCAUGCACUACGUCAUCACUGAUGGCUUCUGGCACGCUAUAAACUUUGCAUCUCUAGGCUGGCUAGUGCUCAUGGCCAUACUCUAUAUAUCUGGCGCAGUCAUCUAUGCAGUGAGAAUACCUGAGAGAAUAUGGCCAGGAAAGUUUGACAUUUGGUUCCAAAGCCACCAGAUUUUUCACAUGUUUGUCAUUGCGGCUGCUUUUGUGCACUAUCAUGGUAUCUCUAAGAUAGCAGACUACAGGCUCACCAUGGGGGACUGCCUGGCAGAGGAGUAG